UAUAGCUAUGGAGGGCAUCUACGAUCUUUCUCUUUCCCGCUUUCAGCAGCCGGAUUCGAGUGCACAUCCGCCAUCACCAUGGCGCAGGCGAAGACCGUGAAGGAUGUGUCUUCCCAUGAAUUCGUGCGCAAUUACGCUGCCCAUCUCAAGCGCUCCGGCAAGAUUGAGGUUCCCGUCUGGGCCGAUCUUGUAAAGACCGCUACAUUUAAGGAGUUGGCACCUUAUGAUGCUGACUGGUAUUACAUCCGAGCUGCCUCUAUGGCGCGGAAGAUUUACCUCAGGCAAGGUGUUGGAGUUGGUGCUUUCCGCAAGAUAUAUGGUGGCCGUAAGAGCAAUGGUGUCAGACCCUCACAUUUUGCCAAGAGCAGUGGGUCUAUCGCCAGGCAUUGUCUGAAGCAGCUUGAGGCUCUCGAUAUUGUGGAGAAGGAUCCCCAGGGAGGGAGACGUAUUACCUCCAACGGGCAGCGAGAUUUGGAUCAGGUUGCUGGACGUAUUGCAGUUGCUGCCGCCUAGAUGCCCCAACGCUAUGAAAUUGGAAGUCAGCUUCGAGGAUUUUAUGUUUUGCUCCUUCCCAAGGACAAUUCCAUUCACUGAAUUGAUUGAGAUUCUGUGUAUUUUAAGAUGUUUGACAACUUGAAAUGCUCGAGACGCACAGCAUGACCACUCGCUCAUUACCUAACCCUUCUUGUGUUAA
This is a messenger RNA of Physcomitrium patens, 694 nucleotides long. RefSeq names its product small ribosomal subunit protein eS19z. Gene Ontology annotation, biological process: ribosomal small subunit assembly; translation. The record is from RefSeq and is a predicted model, not a curated record. Gene Ontology annotation, cellular component: cytosolic small ribosomal subunit; ribosome. Gene Ontology annotation, molecular function: RNA binding; structural constituent of ribosome. NCBI's taxonomy places the organism in Eukaryota, Viridiplantae, Streptophyta, Bryopsida, Funariales, Funariaceae.